This is a messenger RNA of Alternaria ethzedia, 2469 nucleotides long. RefSeq lists its product as uncharacterized. Bases 1 to 2469 code for a protein of 822 amino acids. The transcript is spliced from 4 exons. The record is from RefSeq and is a predicted model, not a curated record. NCBI's taxonomy places the organism in Eukaryota, Fungi, Ascomycota, Dothideomycetes, Pleosporales, Pleosporaceae. Gene Ontology annotation, molecular function: aldehyde-lyase activity. Gene Ontology annotation, biological process: carbohydrate metabolic process.
AUGGAUGCCAUGGUAGCGAAACCUCCAGCAGAUCCCGACACCCUCGUCGAGGAUGUCGAACACCUCAGCAUCUCGCCAUACGGGCCCGCGAGGUCCUCAAUCACUGAACACCCGCUCAGCGAGGAUGAGGUGCGGAAGAUGACCGACUACUUCCAUGCUUCUCUAUACAUGUGCCUCGGCAUGAUAUAUCUGAGGAGAAAUCCUCUGCUUCGCGACCCGCUUACUCUGGAUCACCUCAAGCGACGCCUGUUGGGACAUUGGGGCUCGGAUGCUGGACAGAGCUUCACAUACAUCCACAUGAACCGUCUCAUCAAGAAGUACGAUCUGGAUGCCAUCUUCAUUUCUGGCCCUGGUCAUGGCGCACCCGCUGUUCUCUCAAACAGUUUUCUGGAAGGAGUCUACUCUGAGGUCUACCCCGACAAGAGCGAAGAUGAAGAGGGCAUGAGGCGCUUCUUCAAGUCGUUCUCGUUCCCGGGUGGAAUCGGAUCCCAUGCUACACCAGAGACGCCCGGCAGCUUGCACGAGGGCGGAGAGCUUGGUUACUCCAUCUCCCACGCUUUCGGCACAGUGUUCGAUCACCCAGAUCUCAUUGCUCUGACGAUGGUUGGAGACGGCGAGUCUGAGACCGGCCCGCUUGCUACGAGUUGGCACUCGACCAAGUUCUUGAACCCAAUCACGGAUGGUGCGGUCUUGCCUGUACUGCACUUGAACGGCUACAAGAUCAACAACCCCACUGUCCUCGCGCGCGUAAGUCGCAAGGAGCUCGAAGCGCUCUUCGUCGGUUACGGAUGGACGCCUUACUUCGUCGAGGGAAGCGAUAUCCCGUCCAUGCACCAAGCAAUGGCUGCUACGAUGGAACGAUGCAUCACGAAGAUCCGCGAAUACCAGAAGGAAGCUAGGGACUCAGGCAAGGCUUUCAGGCCGCGCUGGCCCAUGAUCGUGCUCCGUACACCCAAGGGAUGGACAGCGCCCAGGCAUGUCGAUGGAGAUCACUUCUUGGAGGGCUUCUGGCGCGCACAUCAAGUACCCCUCACCAAGGUUCUUAAGGACAAGUCCCAGCUCAAGACUCUGGAAGAGUGGAUGCGCUCAUACGAGCCGGAGAAGCACUUCGACAAGGACGGCAAGCUCAUUCCCGAGCUUAGGGAGUUGGCGCCAACCGGCAACAGGAGGAUGAGCGCAAAUCCUGUGACAAAUGGCGGUCUGAUCCGACACAAGCUCCACGUACCCGACUUCCGUGACUACUCUAUCGAGGUCACCAAGGGAGGUGUCGCCAAGGUUGGUAGCAUGGCGAACUGCGCCGCCUUCCUGCGCGAUAUCAUCAGAGAUAACCAGAAAGACUUCCGUCUCUUUGGCCCCGACGAGACCGAAUCCAACAAGCUGGGUAAGGUGUACGAGGCGGGCAAGAAAGUCUGGAUGGGCGAGUACUUUGACGAAGACGAGGAUGGUGGCAACCUAGCCUUUGCAGGACGCGUUAUGGAGAUGCUUUCAGAGCACACUGUUGAGGGUUGGCUAGAGGGCUACAUCCUCUCUGGACGACAUGGCCUGCUCAACAGUUACGAGCCUUUCAUCCACAUCAUCGACUCCAUGGUCAACCAGCACUGCAAGUGGAUCGAGAAGUGCCUUGAAGUCGAAUGGAGACAGAAGAUUGCUUCACUCAACAUCCUACUUACUGCCACUGUCUGGCGACAAGAUCACAAUGGAUUCACACACCAAGAUCCAGGCUUCCUUGACGUCGUAGCAAACAAGAGCCCCGAGGUCGUCCGCAUCUACCUCCCACCAGACGCCAACUGCCUGCUCUCAACGAUGAACCACUGCCUCCGCAGCGAAAACUACGUCAACGUCAUCGUUGCCGACAAGCAGGAGCACCUCCAGUACCUCACCAUGGAGCAAGCUAUUGCCCACUGCACAAAGGGCGUUGGUAUCUGGGAAUGGGCGAGUAACGACAAGGACCAAGAGCCCGACAUCGUCAUGGCCUCAUGCGGUGACGUCUCCACUCAUGAGUCCCUCGCCGCAACAGCAUUACUCCGCACACAUCUCCCCGACCUCAAAAUUCGUUUCGUAAACGUCGUCGACCUCUUCAAGCUCAUCGACGAGGACCAGCACCCCCACGGCCUCAAGGCGCAUGAGUACAAGGCCAUUUUCACCGACAACGUACCUUGCAUCUUCAACUUCCACUCUUACCCUUGGCUGAUCCACCGCCUGACGUAUGGCCGCAAGGGCCAGCAGAACCUGCUUGUCCGCGGAUACAGGGAGAAGGGUAACAUUGACACGCCUCUUGAGCUGGCUAUCAGGAACGGUACUGAUCGCUAUAGCUUGGCGAUUGAUGCGCUGGAUAACAUCCCCAGCUUGGGUAACAAGGGUGCGGCGACGAGGGAGAAGCUGCUUGAUGAGCAGAUCAAGGCGAAGAACUAUGCGUACCAUGAGGGUAUGGAUCCUAAGGAGACGGAGGACUGGGUUUGGCCUUUCUAG